UUAAAUUAUUUGUAACAUUUUAAAAUUAUUAGUGAUAUAUCUAUAGAAAAUCUUAAAAUAUAAAAUGACACACGCAUAUUACGCGGACGCGUGGAGAAAAUCAAAUAGGCGACAAAGAGUAUGGUACACAGAACAUUUGAUGCCGGCUCUGCUGGCCGCGAAAGAGAAUCGGGUUCGAGAUAUCGACACUCUCAUAGGUAUGACGCAAGAAUUAAUUGAUAUAUAUAAUGAACCGGCUGCGAAAGCAAUACCCGUGAGUCCUCGUGUUGUGGAACAAAGUGACGAUCUCAAUCUGAUGAAGCCUAUUGAACCCGAAGUGCUGAAUUUAUUGUAUGGAAGCACAGAAAAGGGUGCCGCUGAGAGAUAUCUUAAGGCUAGGUAUAAGAAGGCACCCGAAGAUAAGUUUUAUUUCCGUGUCGCAACCAACUUUGACUAUGGAUGGCAACAGAAGCAGGGUCGAGUAACUCGAGACGUAAAUCAUGGUCGUUGUGCAAUACUACGGGAUACGUUCUAUCGUAAAAACAAUCUGGCACCAGAUCCCAUACAUUAUUCGCAACCUGCCGGUGGCGAAAUAUCGAUUUGCAGCGAAUAUUCGUGUCAUUUCAAUUAAAAACUGUUAAGAUUAACCAUUGGAUAAGCAAAAAUGUUUUAAUUCCUUCAUUUCUCUAAAAGCUAAAUUUCAGACAUUUUAAUAAUAAUAAUAAAAGCCUUUUAUUUCAGAAACAAACACAAUUUCAUUUCUAUCAUUUCAUUCUUCUUAGCUAACUGUGUGCCCUUUCUUGUCAUGUACCUUCUGUUUUCUUAACCUGGUCUUACCUUGAGCACCAGUUAAAUACUUUCUUGCUCCACUUUUCUGUUCCUCUUAC
Molecule: messenger RNA, 866 nt
Organism: Pieris rapae (cabbage white)
Lineage: Eukaryota; Metazoa; Arthropoda; Insecta; Lepidoptera; Pieridae
Exons: 3
Coding region: 65-610 (181 amino acids)
Source: RefSeq, a predicted model, not a curated record